This is a messenger RNA of Somion occarium, 1339 nucleotides long. The record is from the annotation of a GenBank genome assembly. Lineage: Eukaryota; Fungi; Basidiomycota; Agaricomycetes; Polyporales; Cerrenaceae.
AUACAACUUCCCUUCGUUCUACUCUGCUGGCAUCACUAUAUUCACUCUCUGAACUGGUUCUGAGACUCUUUCUUUAACAAAGUACUAGGCAGCCUGAUCCAAACAACUGCGAGGGGGUUCAGACGCGCUCGCCACAUAUCCUAUGUGCACCGAUGUCUACGUCUGAAUCACGAUGGGGCCGGUCCACAAAGAAACUGCGAAAAUCGUUUCGCAAAGCAAACAAGGCUGUCAUGCGAUCGUAUCACUUUCGAAUACCGGUGUAUGAUAUGCCAGUCCGACUACGACCUUGGUUCCUCUUGUUUACUUUGUUGAUCAUGGCGUUGCUCGCUUUCUUGGGAUUCACGAACUUCUCCCGUUCUUUACCUCUGAAUGACAAGCUGCUGCAUUUCUUCUGCUUGAUGCUCGCCACCGCCGUGUUCUACUUUAUAUUUGAUAUAGAAGAGGAUGCAAGGAGAAUAUGGUUUUGGCGACAUGCUCCCCUAAUAUUCACUGGCGUUGUAUGCUUCUUUCUCGGAGGGAUUGUCAGCGAAUUUGUACAAUCGAUGCUUCCUUACAAGGAGUUUCAAUUUGGAGAUGUAGUCGCAAACUUGUUGGGGUCUGCAAUAGGGUUGUAUAUCGCGUACAACCUUGAGCGGUAUUACCGAAGUAGAAGAGAGAUAUCGCGUCUAUACCGACCACUGGAUACGGACUAUCUCUCGUCAGAAGACGAAGACGAUUUGGAAUCCGGCGUUCAACUCCUUCCUACGCAUCACGAUAAUCGAGCGGCGACUAACGGACCCAAGUCUCCCGCAAAGUCUUCGCGUUUAGCGGAUGUCUGGGACACAAGGGAAGACCUGUUUGACAUUGGUGAAGAGAGCGAUGAAGAGGAUAGUCUACGACCGGGUCCUGCGGCAUCUGGUCCGCCAAUGCCUAAUCCUAAAAUCUUGGUGACGAGUUCGGAGUGACAUUGCUUGCCCGGCUACCAGAUGUACUCUUGGAUGUUUGACCUAGACUUAUCAUAAUUGUAAUCACAGGGACAUUUCACAAUGUAUAACUACACAUCCAUCCUGGUUUGAGAACUCUAUAUCUUGCCGUCCUCGAUUGACCUCGAUUUCUCACUCGUAGGGAAUGCCGAUGGCGAGGCUGUACAGAUCCGAGCAAUCCAUAUUCAAGUUUCGAAACCAGUACUUGACACUUGAUCCGCAAGUUCAUCGGCAACGGAGUUGUAGUAACGUACCGUACUCAUGCCCCAUGAUUGCUAAUUCGGACACAACCUACUCCCGGCUCUUCUACGGGCGCAGGAACACCCGCUGUAUAACGUCGGCUGGCAUGUGCUCCUGAAUACCCAUGCUUAGAGUGU